AGCAAACCCCCGCACAUUACCUUCAUAUAUAAUCGUUUUUCAGAAGUAGUUGUCUUAGCCAAAAGAAAAGGCCGCGAAGAAAGAUGAAAUCUUACAAUCAUUUCCAUCUUCAAAUUGCCUCGCAUAACUGGGUUGAUGACUGCCAGUCAUUCAUACCCAUAUAAACUUUAAGGAUGCUUUGGAAGAUUUGAAGUAGCGCUAAGAACUGAUAAUUGGAAAAGCACAGAGAUUUAGCAAUGACUAAAACGUUUCUUCACCUUUGGUAAUUGAAAGAGCUUAUUAUUAUCGCAAGACAUAUUGGAGCAGUAGUGAACAAAAAGGCCCACACGCUAAUAUGGUGGACAAACCGGUCUAGUUUUCUAAAUGGGCCUAAUUAAUGUUAUAGUUAGUAUUGAAACUCAUUAAAAUUACAAAAGCUAUCACUGGCCUCUUCACCAAAGCUUGAAAUAAAAAACUUAGAGAGUUCCAAAGCUUGAAACUCAGACACUCUAAGAUUUUGCAGUCUAGAAUCCAAAGGAGGAACUGAAGCCCACCGAUUUUUCAAUUGAGAAGAACUUCAUCAAGAAAAAAAGAGGAAGAAUCAAAAUCGCCACCAGGAAAUUUUGCUCAUUACUAGCCUAAGAAUAUGAGAAUGGCUGCUGCGGCCACUUCAAGGGCUUUUCUCUUCUCCCACCAUUACCAUAGCCUCCCAUUCUUCUUUCCUUCUUUCCUUACUGCAUCUAGGUUACCCACUCUUCACCGUAAUAACUUGAGGAACCCAAUCCUUCUUUCUACCGUCAAGUGUUUGCAGUCCUCAUCUGGGCGUCAAAAUGUGGUUGAAAUUCUUGAAGAGAGGGGGCUGCUUGAAUCUCUAACCAGUGAGCAUCUAAGGCAAGCCUGUUCAGACCCCAGUCUCCCUCCUCUCAAAGUCUAUUGUGGGUUCGACCCAACUGCUGAAUCCUUGCACUUAGGUAACCUUCUCGGAAUUAUUGUUCUCUCAUGGUUCCAAAGAUGUGGCCAUCGCCCCGUCGCUUUGAUCGGUGGUGCCACAGCCCGUGUCGGAGACCCUUCCGGAAAGAGCUUGGAGAGGCCCGAGCUUGACCUGGACACUCUAUCUCUAAACACCUCAGGAGUUUCUAAUAACAUUACAAGAAUUUUGGGUAGGAUUUCCAUCUUGAACAAUUAUGAGUGGUGGAAAGAGGUUCGGUUGUUAGAAUUUCUGAAAGAUGUGGGUCGAUAUGCGAGAGUGGGAAGCAUGAUCGCAAAGGAGAGUGUGAAAAAGAGGUUGGAAUCAGAACAAGGAAUGAGCUACACUGAGUUCACGUAUCAGUUGUUGCAGGGCUAUGAUUUUCUCUACCUUUUCCAGAAUGAAGGCAUUAAUGUUCAGAUUGGGGGUAGCGAUCAAUGGGGAAAUAUAACAGCAGGGACUGAACUCAUACGCAAGAUUCUUCAUGCUGAUGCUGCUGCUUAUGGCUUGACAUUCCCUCUUCUGUUGAAGAGUGAUGGAACCAAAUUUGGCAAGUCCGAAGAUGGUGCCAUUUGGCUUUCUCCAUCCAUGUUGUCUCCUUACAAGUUCUAUCAGUAUUUGUUCUCUGUUCCAGAUGCUGAUGUGGUCAGGUUCCUCAGGAUUCUCACUUUCAUGGACAUGGAUGAGAUCAAACAGUUGGAGAAUGAGAUGGAGGGGCCUGGAUACUUGCCCAACACAGCUCAGCGCAGGCUUGCUGAGGAGGUCACCCGUUUUGUACAUGGUCAAGAUGGUCUUGAUGAGGCCCUCAAAGCAACUGAGGCGUUGAGGCCUGGUGCUGACACUAAAUUGGACUGGAAAACCAUUCAAGCUAUUUCUGAGGAUGUGCCAUCCUGUUCUUUCCCUUAUAAUCAGGUCCUGGAUCUCUCUCUUGUUGAUCUUUCAGUGUCGUCUGGUUUGCUUGACAGCAAAUCUGCUGCCCGGCGUCUGUUGAAGCAAGGGGGGCUUUACUUGAACAACUCAAGAGUUGAUAAUGAAAAUAAGAGAGUUGAACCUCAAGACAUUGUGGAUGGGAAACUUCUCCUUUUAUCCGCGGGCAAGAAAAACAAGGUUCUUGUACAGAUAUUAAGCGACACCUGAGGUGCCUGCCUGAUGAUGCCAAUUUUAGGUGUGAUUUGUGCCCUCUUCCAAGCGGACUGUAUUCCAGUAGGUAACUUGCUUUCUAUGAUGUAAAUCUGGUGGAAGUUAAGAGUUUGAGAAUUUGGACCUUAAAAGCAUCCUCUCUUUAAAGAUGCCAUUUUUCAUAGUGAUUCUUGAAAGCUAGUGCUUCAGGUUGAGGCUUAAAUGCAAAUGUUUCCCUCAGUUAUAUUGAUAAGUUUUCGUUUGGUCAUUGAUUUGAUUUGACGACAGAUCCCUAGCUAUUGUAACCCUCCUGUAUAUUGUUGGGCUUUACUGCUCUGCUUGCUUCCCUAGGCAUAGAGAUGGGGAUUUUUUUUUUCCGGGCUAAGCUAUGGUAGAGAUAGAUGAGUUAGCAGCGGAGAUCUUGUCUUCCCAAGUCUUAAUUAGUCUGAUGAGGAUAUGGAUGUAUGGUAUGGAACUUACAUGGUCUGAUUGGUCUCACGAGAAAUUGACUUGAGGGCAGUAAAGAAUUGAUGGUCACCAUAUUUUUAGUUUUAUUCUAAACUCGGCACUUGAAUAA
Messenger RNA from Prunus avium (sweet cherry), 2642 nucleotides. Lineage: Eukaryota; Viridiplantae; Streptophyta; Magnoliopsida; Rosales; Rosaceae. The record is from RefSeq and is a predicted model, not a curated record.